AUGGAGGAGAGCUUGUUCAUCAACCUCGAGGGGAAGGACCACCUCCUAGAAUUAAUUAAAAAAUAUGAGGAGAGGGUGAAGCGCGGACAGCCCGCCAACGUGGUUUUGCCUGGGGGGGGCAGAAAGAACUCCUUCGUUUCUGAAAGCGACAAGCUGCACCUGCUGCAGUGCCUCGGCAGAGCCAGCUUCAACAAGGGAGGAACUUUGGGUGGUGCCAAAAAAAAGGAAAACGUCUUUCGCUACCAUUCGUUUUGCAUAAAUGGGGGGGAGGUGACCAGCCCUCCUGGGGGGGAGAAGCCCGCCUUGCAGAGGGGAAGCCGCGGCGCUCUGCAGAAAGGAAGUCAUGCCACUCUGCUGGGGGGAAGUCGUGCCGCUCUGCAGAAAGGAAGUCAUGCCGCUCUGCAAAGGGAAGGCCCCGCUUCCUCGCAAAAACUAAGCGCUGCGAAGGGGACGGCCAAGCAGUGGCUCAGGCCGCAGCAGAGGAGCGUCAAGCUGGUGCCGAAGAAGGCGUCACCGGAGGGGGUGAGGGACGCGGAAAAAGCAGCACCAGAGGAGGGGGAGGAGGAUGACGCCUCGAAGAAACUCCACCCGUCGCCCCCACUCAACGCAAAAGACACACCAACACAACCCCAUGGCUGCUCACAACUGCACAAAAAGGAGCAACACACCCAAGCGGCCCCCACCUGUAAUGACAAGAUGAAAAGACAAAGAGGAGAUAACCUCCCUCCUCUCCAAAAGAAUAACUCCUCCCGCUCAAUGCAAAUCUCAAAAGGAAAAAAAAAGAAGAAAGAUUCUUUUAAAAAUAAUUAUGGGGUAGACUUAGUACCUUCUGCUGUACAUGGGAAGAAGAGCUGUCCUAAUUUGGCCCCCCGGGGCGUAAAUCCUUCGCGGGCUAAAACUGUGCAGUCAGCCGAAUGGGUGAAGAAGACGGCGAGCCGGACGAGAGAGGGACUCCCUACUGAGGCAGGGCUUAAACCCCAAAGGGGCCGCACUCUCGUUGGUAGGCCUAACUUGGUGGGCGGGCACCCCAGCAUCUGCAGCAGCUGCAGUAGUGACAGCCGAAGCGCAUCGCACCGAAGCAAGAACCCCAAAUGGGGAACACCCCGUGGGGGAGGAAAGAAGGGUCGUCUCCCCGGAGAUGAGCAGAGUAGGCACACGAGCAACUUACACAUGCAGGUGGACCAUUCUUUGGAAAACUCCCUCAUCCUCACGCUGUCAUCAUCAUCGCCAUCGCCAUCCUCUUCUUCGCCUUCCUCAUCCUCCAAUGUGAUUUCUUCCGUCUCUUCGUACCACAAGGAGGGAAGGAGAAGAAGCUCCGGGGCUGUGAGGGUGCACCCACGUGAGACAGGACACGCGGUGAAGGUGAAUGAGAGCAUUUCCCUUGUUGCCACUCCUUGUGAAAUGGACGCCCAGAAGGAGGAAAUGUGCAGAGAUGAGGGGGCCCCCGCCAAUGGGGGGGAGCCCGUCAGGCAGGACGAACCGCUGGGCCACCCACGGAGGAGCGACGAGGAGUCCCAGGCGGUGCGAAGGAAAAAGGGCAAAGGGAACUCCAGGGGGAAGGGGCCAAAAAGGGGUGUCCCCAACGGGGGAAAGGCUGGCCAGUUGCAUCCUACUGGUCAGGUGCACCCUCCUAAACAGCUGCCGCAUGCUGACCGGCUCCCUCAUGCUGACGACGUUGGCCCGGCGGACGAAAUGCGCCACAUCGUUCGGCACAAGAAGGCCAUCACCAAGCUGAAGAAGAAAAUUCUAAACGGGGUUAAGCGGAUUAGGGGGGAAGCAGCGUUGGCGAAUCGCGGCGGAGAGUUCGCGCAGUUUGUUAAGCGGGCCAAGAGGGCGCUGGAGGAGCGGCGGACUGGGUCAAGGCCAUCCACUGGGAAGGCAGCUUCACCAGAGGGGCGAGGCGAAUCUGAGUCGCACCCACGGGCAGACACGUGCGAGCUCUUCGUACAGGAAAACAAAAACGAAGCGCUGAUUAGGAGAUACCUAAACAGGCAGAAGCAGCUGAUGAACCACGUCAACGCGUAUAUUUUGUUUCACCAAAGGAAGUACCUGAAGGAGUGCCUACGCAGAAGGAGAGGAGACAAGAAGAGCGGCGUGGCAUUUUCUUUGGAGGGGGGACAGAUCGAUCAGGGUGUCGUUAAGGGAGAGGUGAGUCCAGAGGAGGGGGAGAAAAACGAAAGGAGGGACCAACCAGGGGUGGAAAUGAAAGGAGGGGAGGUCUCUCCAGUGAUUAGCCUACCACAGGGGGGAGACCUCCAGAUGGUUGUGCCUCCACUGUUAAGGGAAGCUACGCGGAGGAGUUCCCAGGGGGGUCACCUCGAGGAGGACUCAACGGCGAAGCAGUCAUUCUUGGCAGCACAUGAGGGAGAGGAAAAUGCAAAAAAGGAGCCGCAAGGCAAAUUAAAGAAAAACCAAAUGAACCUUAAAGAUAAGGAUAGCGCCCAAGCGAGCAUUCCACACCAUCGUGCAUUUGAAGAGAAGGUCAUUCAGGUUGGGAGCUUCUCUUCGCAAAGAGUGAAGCAGUUCCUCAACGGAAGCGACAUCAAAACGGAGGAAGUGGGAAGGACAGACGGAUGGGGUGCCCUCGGGAGAAGCUCACUUUGCCCCCCCCAUUUUGACACCCUAAGCAAACGAAGCAGCAAAGUUAACGCGAUGAGGAGCGGCAGAAUGUUCCUGUGCUCCAGUGAGGAGAAGCCACUUCUCCAGAAGUCGCUACGUGGGGAGAAGCCGCUAAAUGAGAAACCGCUAAAUGAGAAACCGCUUCGCCAGAACGAAGCUCCACGUGAGGAGCGCCUCCGUGCGGUUCGACUCAAAACAGGGGGAGAGGUGCGACUCGCCCCGAACGUCAGAGCGGACCUCCUGGACAACUGCGCGGCGGUUUUUGCCUUUCUGAGGAGCCAGCUGAAGAGGGUAAACUGGUCCCUCACGGGGGGCCACUCCACCGGGGGAAGCCGCUCCUUCGGGGGGGGCCACUCCACCAUGGGAAGCCGCUCUUUCGGAAGCACCUCCCCAACGAAAGGUGCACCCCCCAAAAGGGAGGACCCCCAACGUGACUACCUGCUCAGUUUGCGAAGAAGCGUCAAGAGGCAUCUGGAGGAGCUACGAAGGACGAAAAUUGUGGCUUUCAUCCUUUCGGUCCUCCCUGAGAAAGGCAGCUCCCCGUGCACGCCGACCUGCAACGUGAAGCCAGUGGGGAGGCCCCACACAGCUGCAAUGCGCGUAGGAAGGUUGCACACGUCCGCCAAUCAUGAAAAAUCCCCCAACUGGAUUGCACCCCACCCAGUCAGGCGCAGAGUCCCCACCAACGUUUUCAGCAGACGUAGAAGGGGGAAAAUUAGAAGCACCUGA
Messenger RNA from Plasmodium vivax (malaria parasite P. vivax), 3348 nucleotides. RefSeq lists its product as hypothetical. Lineage: Eukaryota; Apicomplexa; Aconoidasida; Haemosporida; Plasmodiidae. The coding region runs from base 1 to 3348 and encodes 1115 amino acids. The transcript is spliced from 2 exons. The record is from RefSeq and is a predicted model, not a curated record.